Mesorhabditis spiculigera is the source of this 522-nucleotide messenger RNA. Lineage: Eukaryota; Metazoa; Nematoda; Chromadorea; Rhabditida; Rhabditidae. The record is from the annotation of a GenBank genome assembly.
AUGGUCACCACAAAAGGCCCGUUCUUCUACUACUUUGCUUUUGGCAGCAAUCUACUGCAGGAGCGAAUUCGAAUUAUGAACAAAGGCGCCGUUUUUCAUCACAUUGGAUUGCUGGAAGGGUACCGGCUGACCUUUGUCGAAUAUGGCAAGCGCUGGAAGGGCGGCGUGGCUUCUGUGAUUCAAUCUGCUGAAGAUCAUGUCUGGGGAUGUGUCUGGAAGGUGCCUGAAGAAUUUUCGACAACCCUGGACAUUCAAGAAGCUGGCUACCAUCGAUUGGAGGUGCCCGUACUCUCUGAUGGUGAAACGAUUACCUGCCGAACGUAUCAAUAUUCGGGCGAUCACGAGCAUUUCCAUGCUCCAUCACCUCACUACAAAACUGUCAUCGUGACUGGGGCUAAAGAACAUAGCCUACCCUCCGAUUACCUCAAGAAAUUGGAAACGAUGCCGGAUAAUGGUUUUGUCGGCCGCGUUGAUGUCGAAGUUGAGGCGAUCAAGCACAUGCAAGUCGACGUGCAGCCAAAU